Salvia miltiorrhiza (redroot sage) is the source of this 1714-nucleotide messenger RNA. RefSeq names its product probable methyltransferase At1g29790. Gene Ontology annotation, molecular function: methyltransferase activity. The coding region runs from base 256 to 1617 and encodes 453 amino acids. NCBI's taxonomy places the organism in Eukaryota, Viridiplantae, Streptophyta, Magnoliopsida, Lamiales, Lamiaceae. The transcript has a single exon. The record is from RefSeq and is a predicted model, not a curated record.
AUUUAGCUAGUGGUAAUAAUUAAUUAAACAGAAGAAGUAGACUACUUUACUAUCAGUAUUACUUCAUAUCUACUUCGCAAUGACUAAUCUCAAGAUUUUUAUUAUCACUACUCAUUUUUUUUAUCAACUUCCUUCAUUCACACUCUCAUUAUUCCCCUAUUCCUUAGUUAACACUUGAUAAUUCUUUCCACAAAUUUAACUUUCUGUGACCAUAUCAACAUAUCAUGCUUUUCUUGAUCUCUCAUACAAAUCAACAUGGCUCUAAAAAGAUUCAAAUCAAUGAACAAACUCAUCAUCUACUUAUCAAUCCUGGCCGCCGCAGUCUGCAUCGCCACCUUCUCCAAAGCCUACUCCCUCAAAUCCUUCCUCCGCUCCGACGCCUCGUGCAACCACGCCACCGCCGCCGCCUUCUUCCCGUCCCACGUCAACGAGCAAGAGAUCAAGGAAACGCUCGACCUAGUCAUCCACAAGCUCAAGCACGAGCUCGACAACAUGCGCGCGGGAGCCAUGCCCCCGCGUUCCACCCACGCGCCUCUCCUCGCCGACGUCCUCGGCCUCAUCGAGUCGGCCCACGCCUCCCUUUCCUUGGGAGAGGGAGAGGAAGCUAACCAGCAGGCGCGAACAAAAAAUUUGUUCGCGCCUGCUGAGCAUUUCCUGACCGAGGAGAUCAGGAAAUACAUCCGGGUCAAGCCCAACCGGCUCGGGAAGCAGAACUUCAUGGGCGCCAACGGCACGCACACGAGCGUCGGGCACGGGUGCUUCGCCGCGAGAGCCGAGCUGGAAUCCUACAUGGACUACGACGUCGGCGACGUCUGCAACGACGACUGGAAACUAGCGCAGAAGCUCAUGAUCCUCGGCUGCGACCCCCUGCCGCGGAGGCGCUGCUUCUCGCGAGCGCCGCAGCUCUACGCGGCGCCGCGCCCGAUCAACGAGUCCCUCUGGAAGCUUCCAGAGGACCGGAACGUGCGGUGGAGCGGCUACCGGUGCAAGAACUUCACCUGCUUGGCUAGCAACGCUACGAAGAAGGGAUUCUUCAAAUGCGCAGACUGCUUCAAUCUGGUGGAUCACGAGCUCCCUAGGUGGAUCGAGCCGGUGAAUCUGGCCUCGGAUUUCACGAUCGGCGAUGUUCUGGAUCUGAAGCGCGGCGAGAUCAGGAUCGGGCUCGAUUUCAGCGUGGGGACGGGGACGUUCGCGGCGAGGAUGAAGGAGCGGAAUGUGACGGUGGUGACGGCGACGGUGAAUCUAGGGGCUCCGUUUAGCGAGACGAUCGCGCUGCGGGGGCUGGUGCCGCUGUACGUGACGGUGAAUCAACGGCUGCCGUUCUUCGACAACACGCUGGAUCUGAUCCACAGCACGCGGUUUCUGGACGGGUGGAUUGAUCUGGUGCUGCUGGAGUUCGUGGUGUACGAUUGGGAUCGGGUGCUGAGGCCGGGGGGGCUGAUGUGGAUUGAUAGCUUCUUCUGUUUGAAGGAGGAUUUGGAGGAGUAUUUGGGGGUGUUUGGGAUGUUGAGGUACAAGAGGCAUAAGUGGAUUGUGGUGCCUAAGUUUGAUAAGAAUGAUGAGAGAGAGGUGUUCUUCUCUGCGGUCUUGGAGAAACCAUCUAGGCCAUUUAGAUGAUUGUCAAUCGUUUGAGUUUUGGAAAAUGUGAUAUUUCAGAAUUUUUCAUCUUUGGAAUGAUUAGAAUAAGGUAUAGCAUAUUGUUACUUGAUGUUUC